UUGGCAUUAACAUCCUCAAGAUGGCUGUUGUGAAAAAUUCAGUUGCUUUGAUCAAUCUUCUGUUGGAAAAGAACAUCGCUGUGUGGAGAGCUGGAUCAUUUCUUGUUGAGGGAAGACAUAUAAGUCUUCUUGAAUUGAGUAUUCAGCUUGGUCAUGAUGAAAUUACAACUAUCCUCAAAAGGUCCAUAAAUCAUUGUGAGAAGAUUCAGAUGUUGAAAGAAAUGAAUUGCAACCAGUUAAAAGAGACAGAAACACCGAUGCAGGCUUUUGUCGCAAAGAAUCGAUUCAAAAUUGGUGCUGGUGGUUUUUCUUGUGUCUUUGUUGGUCUCAUGAAGGAUGGAAGUGAAGUUGCUGUUAAGAGAAUUUUGGUACAAAGUGAGGAUGAAACAGUUGAAAACGAAAAGGAAAUCAUGAGUCUCAUUGAAACAAACUCUCCAUUUAUAGUUAAAUAUCGACAUUUUCACCGUGACGAUACCUUCUUGUAUCUUAUUGUUGAUCUUUGCGAAGAAACCUUGAGGGAACUUGUUCAUGCAUGCAGUAUUCGACAUCUAAAAGAGCAAGGUCCACGAAUGAUUAGGGAAAUUCUAUCAGGUCUAGAAUUUCUUCAUGGCAAAGGAAUAUUGCACAGAGAUCUAAAACCAUCAAACGUUCUGGUUGAUAUCGAAGGUUGCAUGAAAUUGGCAGAUUUUGGAAUAAGUCGCGUUGUUAAUGAAGAUGAAACGACAGUUGAAACAGUUGCAAAAGGUACUCGUGGAUGGAUGCCACCGGAAGUAAUUGAAGCAAUAGUUAAAAAAGAAAAAAGUCGUUUUAAAAGGAAAUCAGAUGUCCAGGUCGCGGGUAUGAUUGCUUUCUUCAUCUUAACUAAAGGUGAACACCCUUUUGGAUCUGAAUUAGACCGAAUGAAAAAUAUUUUGGAGAAUAAUCCUGUCAAUUUGGAGAAACUUGGUGAUCGCCCAGCUCGUAGGUUUGUGUCGUGGUUGAUUAAUCACAAGAUUGAUGAUAGACCUUACGCUCACGAAACACUGAGAGAUAUCUUUUUUGCAACUCCGCAAGGAACAUAGCGAGCAAUUAGACAACAGCCUCGACGUUUGUUUGAAAUGACGAAUCCUUCCCAUUGGGCAUUGCAUAUUUUUUACACUUGAAAUAUCCUUGUUAUAAAGUGCUUAACACAACGUGUUGUUUGUUUAGGUAGAAUAUAAACAUUACUACAGUCCUCAAUAUAUUGUACACUUUUUCAAAAAAAUUAUUCAUAACUGAGGGGCUGUGCACAUGAGCCAGGUUAUAGAGAUGAAUUUAAAAAAGGUGUUUGGAUUAUCGAGAACUAGCCAUUUCCAGCUGAUCUGAGAUCAUGACGUCAUAAAGCGUCUCGACAAAACUGAGUUAUCAUACGCCUGGUGUUAUUUGUCCCUAUUCUAUUAACUAAUAGUAUAA
Molecule: messenger RNA, 1431 nt
Organism: Dendronephthya gigantea
Lineage: Eukaryota; Metazoa; Cnidaria; Anthozoa; Malacalcyonacea; Nephtheidae
Product: serine/threonine-protein kinase 24-like
Exons: 2
Coding region: 21-1061 (346 amino acids)
Biological process (GO): intrinsic apoptotic signaling pathway in response to endoplasmic reticulum stress; protein phosphorylation; IRE1-mediated unfolded protein response
Cellular component (GO): IRE1-TRAF2-ASK1 complex
Molecular function (GO): RNA endonuclease activity; ATP binding; protein serine/threonine kinase activity
Source: RefSeq, a predicted model, not a curated record